AAGCGCGCACCGCCGAAUCGCCCCCCUCGGGCUCGGAGCUGCUGACUGGAUGAGGCCAGAUCCCUUAUGACCCACUCGGGUUCGAGUUGGAACGGACGCUGGUGUCCCCGGGCCCUUGGUCCGAGCUGGCACCUUCGUGCAUCAGGGUGGCCUUUCUUUGGUUUUUGGUUUUCGGCUGAUUCCGGGACACGUGUGAGCAACCGGGCACGGUUUGGGGAGGAAGGCCCUGGGAAAGCGCGAGGCCUCUGCCGCCCAGCCGUGGAGGGGACCGCUGAGAUCUCUGAGCCUGGCCUUGUUCCCGGGAAUGUGACCCCCCGCCUCUUGUCACCUUACAGAAUUGCUAUUUAGGGACCGCUACAGCCCGGGUCUUCCCAGUAGACGCUUCAGUACACGUGGGAUUGGAGACGUCAGGGGUCUGCAGCCAUGGCGGUGACCCUUUUGGAGGACUGGUGCCGGGGCAUGGAUGUGGACUUCCGGAGGUCCCUGUUGGUCAUCCCGGAGGACUGUGGGCAGGCGGAAAUUGAGGAGACCUUGAAUGGGGUCCUCUCCCCACUGGGCCCAUACUUCGUGCUCAAUAAGAUUUUUUUGAGAGAAGAGAAUGCCAAAGCUGCCCUCAUCGAGGUCGGCGAGGGCGUGAACCUGAGGGCUAUACCCCGGGCAUUCCCAGGAAGGGGGGGGGGCGUCUGGAGAGUGGUGUGUAGGGACCCCACCCAGGAUGCUGAGUUUUAAAAAAACCUGAAUGAAUUCCUGGAUGCGGAGGGGCAGACCUGGGAGGAUGUGGUCCACCUGCUGCAGCUCAACCAGCCCCGACCACCCCGCAACCAGAAUCAGCCCCCGGAGAACUGGGCAGAAGCCUUGGGGGUGCUUCUAGGGGCAGUGGUGCAAGCUAUCUUCUACACGGAUGCCGAGCUGCGGAGCAGGGAGGAAGCUAGGGCUCAGGAGCUUGCUGAGGCCCCGGUGGUGGCAUCCUUGGCUUCUGCAGCAGGGAGGAAGGUCAAGAAGGAGCCAGGGUGGGCUGCAGAGGUGGGCUCUGCCUCGAAAGUGGAGAAGGUGGACGACUGGAAUGAUGUGGAAGCUGAGGGUGACCCUCCUAAACCUUGGGUUAGAAAAGCUGGAGCUAAAAUUCGCUCCAGGAGAACUAAGCAGAAAAAAACUCCCAAGCGGGAAUCACUGCCCUGGAAGAAGUCUAAAGGCAGCCAUUCUCGUGGCUCGGCCUCUUUGGAGGCUCCUGAGGCUGGUGAUGCUGAAAAUACAGAGGGUUCAGAAUAUGUCGGGGGCAGCAAAAAGCCCUGUGUGAAGCAGGAAUCAGCUCUGAAGAAGCCAGUAGUGAAAUGUGCCUGGAAGUUUCCCAGUAGCACACCGGACGAUGCUGGGGCAGGAGCUGGGAGCCCUGGAGUUGCCUCUGAGUCAGACCAAGAUGGUGGUCCAGAGGGCCCACCAAAGCAGAAGGCCAUGGGCUGGGCCCCGGCCAAGAGCCCUGCCCCCAAGCAGAAGAAAAAGAAGGUGAGCUUGGGCCCUGUCUCCUAUGUCCUUGUUGAUUCGGAGGACACCAAGAAGAAACCAGUGAUUCCGAAGAAAGGGCCAGGCUCGGGAAGGAACAUAAUGGUCCAGAAGGCCCCUCAGGGCCCACAGCCUGCUGAGUCGCCAGCCUCAAACUCACAGGGUCCAAAGGCCAAGCCACAGCCUCCGAUGAACCCCGAAAGCUUUGAUUUGGGGGACCACCCGUACCUGAGGAGUUGAAAGAAGACCAAGGAAGAAGUUCCAAGUCGGGAACAACGUUUCUCUGGACAUUGACUCUUGACUCGUUUAGGGACCCAGUUUGUAGAAAUUCGGCUCUCAGAGGUAAAUGGCGUGUGAGAUCUUAGGUGGGAAGAAUUCUGGGGGCUGGAGGGGGAGGCAGGCGUACCCCUGUGGUUUAUUCCUCUGCCAGGCCUGCUUUUUUACCUUCUCAUAGACUCACCUGCAGAGAUUGGAGCAUCGCUAAGCAGAUGGGGCACAUUCUAGAACACUCUCCCUUACACAUGGGCAGGGUCACUGUUACCUGGAUCUGUGUUCGGCUUUUCUCCCCCACUCCCCGAUUCCUCUUCUGGAUGGUCAGCCGAGCUCUGCAGGGCCCUGCGUCUUAAAGAGCGGGGGAUCAUUCGCUCCUCCCGCCGCCUCUGUGCUUUGACUGCUGGGUCAGUUGAGUCAAGGUCUUCGCUGCAGACCUGACUUCCUUGUCCUCCUACUGGUCUUUAGUGGCCAUCUGCCAGUCGUCUAACCAGAGGGCGGUAAGGUCCCAGGAGUUAGUUUUGGGGAAAAACAUGUCCACUUGGGUCUUGAAAGUGUCCAGUUUUAGGUUCUGUUUGUAAAAAUGGCACUUGGAUUCCCUUUUGGGGUAAAACCCGUGCAGGAAGCCUGCGGGCAAGAAGAGUGAUGGGUAGGAAGGACUCUGGGAUGACCAGCUCUCCGGCUCUAAUUCCAUCUGGUGCUCCCAAACUCUCAAUGUCUUUGAGGUUGGAGACUUUAUCUCAUGGUAUAGGGAGACAGGGGAAUACAGUCUUUAAAGAUGAUGUUAGGAGUUCCCGUUGUGGCUGAGCAGAAACAGAUCUGACUAGUAUCUAUGAGAACGCGGGUUUGAUCCCUGGCCUCACUCAGUGGGUUAAGGAUCCAGUGUUACCAUGAGCUGCGGUGUAGGUCAUAGGCAUGGCUCGGAUCUGGCGUGGCUGUGGCUGUGGCAUAGGAUGGCAGCUGCAGCUCCGAUUCAAUCCCUAGCCUGGGAGCCUCCAUAUGCUGCUGGUUCUGCCCUAAAAAGACAAAAAAAAAAAAAAGAGAGAGAGAGAUCGGACGUUCAUUUCUGCCCUCUGAAUAAACCAGAAAACCGUGUUUCCUCUGUACGUGGGAGGAGGGCAAGGGGCAAGUUUCCUGAGCUCAGUGGCUUCCAAACUGUGUCCUGGAGAGGCCCCAAGUGUGCUUAAAGAAGUAAUCUGAAUCUAUUUCUUCCUGCAUUUAAACAAACAAACAAACAAACUGGAGUUCCCUGAUGGGUGAGCGGGUUGAGGAUCUGGCAUUGUCACUGCUGUGGCUUGGCUUUGAUCCUUGGCCCAGGGACUUCUGCAUGCCACAGGUGUGGCCAAAACCAAAAAACAAACAAAAGAAUUGAAAAAUUGCUGCUUGAAUACGUCAUAAGCCCAUCAGUCACGUCAGAUUGUGAAAACAUUCCCUUGCUUUCAGCAGUUGCUUGCUCUGGGGUAGGUACCCAGUUCCCCGAUCCUGCUGUCCAUUUGCCUGUCAUUGAAAUUCCUGCAGAGUGACUGAGAGGAAAGUCUCCAAGUGGGAGAAGGUGGUCCUGCGCAUGCCCGUAGAUCACUGCAGGAUGUCUCCCUUCGGGACUCACAGGCUCUUGUCCUUCCCGUGAUACUCAGCUGUGGGAUCGUAGGAACGAGGCACUCGGUCGUCACAUUCUCUCCGAGUUUUAGCUCUUUUUGUUCUCGGGGUCUCUCCUCUGACUUGAGUUUUUGUGAUAAAAAAUGUGAACGGUUGUUAGCGAUUCAACUUGGAACACAGAUUUCUUGUGACAAUCAUUUCAAAACCCUGGAUGAGUCUGAGGAUGUAGAAAAAAGGAAAUGGUUUCCCUUUGCAGCCCUUCCUCUCUGUGUGGCACAGUUUUUCUGGGGUCUGAGCAAAACAGAACACAGGGGCGAAUGGGCCUUUCAAGGUGAUGAAAGCCUGUGGUUCUCCAGCUGCUAAGUUGGGAAUCCACUAGGGUUUCAUUGUGUUAACAACUUGACACUGUGGUGAGCAAAUGUGAAUCUAUAUGUUAUAAAAUAAAGUUGCUCAAACUCAGUAUCUAUUGAGUCUCUUAUGGAUGCCCGUGGUGUGAACUGUUUAUUUAUUUGUUUAUUUUGUCUUUUUAGGGCCACACCCACGGCAUAUGGAGGUUCCUGGGCCAGGGGUUGAA
This is a messenger RNA of Sus scrofa (pig), 3940 nucleotides long. It is a transcript of the gene PNMA8A, whose product is annotated as PNMA family member 8A. NCBI's taxonomy places the organism in Eukaryota, Metazoa, Chordata, Mammalia, Artiodactyla, Suidae. The record is from RefSeq and is a predicted model, not a curated record.